GACAAAGGUCUCCGGAGGUCUCCGGAGGUCUCCGGCCACAGCGACAGCUGUGGGGUGCAGGGUCCCCUGUGGUCUCUGUCCGGCUCCCGCUGAGAGUGGCCAGAGUCGUGCAGGGCAUGCGUGGCUGGAAUCUCCCGUUCUGCGGCGCCAGGGAAGACGCUGGAUGCUAAGGCCAAGCCAGCAGCUCCCAGCCGCCGCUCAGCCCUGGCGUUGCUCCGGCUCGGACGCAGGGGAGCGCAGGCAGGACUCUGAGCUCCAGGCUGCAGCACCCGCUGCGGCUGCCGAGCCCUGAGUGUUGCGCCCUGGGGGGACCCCAAUGCCCCGGGAAGGAGCAGCCGAGCGGGGAAGGGUCCCCCAAGAGCUGUGUCGUCCCCCACAGGGUGCUCGCCCCGUGGUGCCCGUGCGCCCCUCGAGAUGGAGGAGCGGAGGAAGAAGCGUAGCCCCAAAGCCUGCCUGGCCCAGCCCGCGCCCACCGCAGCCCCGCGCCCGCUGCCCCCCAGCAAGAGCGCGUCCUUCGCGCUGCCGCUGCCCACACUGCCCUCGCCGCGGCCGCGCACCCGACUCAAGCGGACCACCAAGGAGCGGGUGCGUGCGGGGGUCUCGGGGCCGGCGAGGGGGGCCCCGCUGCAGCACAGCUUCCUCACCGAUGUCUCCGACGUCUGCGAGAUGGAAGGGGGGCUGCUCAGCCUCCUCAGCGACUUCCACUCGGGAAAGCUGCAAGCCUUCGGCAAGGAGUGCUCCUUCGAGCAGCUGGAGCACGUGCGUGAGAUGCAGGAGAAGCUGGCGCGGCUGCACUUCGGCCUCGACGUCUGCGUGGAGGAGCUCCCCGAGGAGCAGAAGAAGGUGGCGGCCGACAGGAACCUGGACCAGCUGCUGGCACACCUGGAGGAGCUCAGCAGCUCCAUCCAGAAGCUGCACCUGGCCGAGAGCCCCGACCCCGAGGACACCGCCUGACCCCGCCUGCCCCCCCCACGCCGCCAUCUUGGCGCGCCCGCGUCCCGGAGGGGGGGGCGAAGGGGGAGUGGGCUGGCGCGGCCCCGCCCACCGCGCCGCGCGCCGCGUGGCGUCAUCAGGCGGCGCCCGGGCCAUGGCGGCGGGGAGGGAGUUGCGGGAGGAGCUUGAGGGGCGGCGAUUGCUUCGUGCUGUCACCCGCCUGCAGGCCUGUGUCAGGGGUUUUCUGCUGCGGAAGCGCUUUCGGAGUGUGCGCGCUGAGUACGAGGAGGUGGUGCGGGAGAUCGAAGGAGACCUUAGCCGGCUGCGGUGGAGGGGCCAGUUCCUGCCCCGGCCUGUCUUCCUCCCCGAGGAGCCAGCACACGGGACGCAUUCUGCUCCGCUGGAGGCUGCACCGAGGGAUGGGGCCAGCACAGAGAAACCACCGGAGGAGCCGGAUGCCUCUGAGCCAGAGCAGGACUCGGGCUGCAGUGGCAUCAAAGCCCCAGCCCAACCGCAAAGCGGCAAUGGACUGAGCUGCGCAGGUGGAGGCGCUGCAGUGAGCCCCCCACCUCUUGGAGCUGGUGCCGAUAAAUGUGCUGACGAGGGACAUGGUGCCUCGGAAGAGGCUUGGCAGGACAACAGCAGCGUCUCCUCUGUGUGGGACAGUGAGCUCCUGGAGGCAGAGUCACACGGAGACUGCCAGGAAAUUCUGUUUGAGGACAUGGAGGAGCUUCCUCGGACUCGGGCUGGUCUCCAGGCCUACAGGAAGCACUUGGUCAUGGAGUUGCUGUGGUUGCAGCAAGCUAUUGCCAGCCGCGAGAAUUACCUGAUGCUGAAACAACAGCUGGCAGCUCCUGACCCAUAGUAGGGCGUUUCCAAGCAUGUGGGACACUCAGAUUGAUGUGGAGGAGCUGUGGAGCUGUAGCACUGCCACCCUGACAUGACCUCGCGGCCAGCAGCAGCUUAGGGAGCUCCAGCUCCAUGAGCCAACAUUUUCCACUUCAGAUGGCUGUGGCAAGAAAGCCCUUAAUUUAUUUUAAGCGUGAAUGUUGGUCAAAGCUGGGAUUAAACAUCACUGUGAAGCCAAGGAGGUGGUUGUGUGUUCUGGAGGCAGUCCCGGUGAGCCCUCCUUCCGCAAGAACGUGAUUUCUGUUGGCUGAGGUGGAUGGUCCUAGGGGAAAACUGAGGCUGGGAAGCCUGCUGCGUACAGAAGGCGCUUUCUGACCAAGAAAUUGCCUGUGGUGAGACAAAACUGAACAAGCUCUUCUCCACUGAACUGUGGGUGGCGUGUGCUGGUGUCGGAGCUGUGUGUUUGGGAUGGCUCUGCAGUAGCUGGGGUCUCCAGGCCAUAAGUUAGGGGCAGAGUUUCCUGGCGUUCCUGUGCAGCCGAGUGGUGGCAUAUCCAACCUGACCUUCUGGAGGUGAGGCCUCCUUCCCAACUCGCACAUCUCUGGCCGUGGAAACAUCUCUGAAUGGCAGAGUCGCCUGGACUGGUGCCCGAGGGAGUAAGAACUUGGCAGGGUGGUGCUUUGUGUGCCAUGGGACAUUCGUGGUCCCCCAGAAAGGGAUUUCCUGUGUGGUGCUGUUGUUCCCUGCUGUGACCGUCUCCUGUGUGCACUCAGGUGUUCCUGUUGCCUCCAGUCACUCUUGCUGUAAGGCAGGUGUAUCAUUCUCUUCCUGAACAAUGCCCACUUGUUUAUGAAUAAAAAGCUUUCCUGAUGCCCAUCUCUGAAUCUGUCUGUUCCUGC
Molecule: messenger RNA, 2681 nt
Organism: Cuculus canorus (common cuckoo)
Lineage: Eukaryota; Metazoa; Chordata; Aves; Cuculiformes; Cuculidae
Product: coiled-coil domain-containing protein 28B
Exons: 9
Coding region: 317-1798 (493 amino acids)
Molecular function (GO): protein binding
Source: RefSeq, a predicted model, not a curated record